Molecule: messenger RNA, 1473 nt
Organism: Cladocopium goreaui
Lineage: Eukaryota; Dinophyceae; Suessiales; Symbiodiniaceae
Source: the annotation of a GenBank genome assembly
AUGGCUAGCAAUACUUUGCUUGAAUCGGUGGCGGCGUUUGAGUCGCAAGCCAAGCGUGCUGGCCUCAAUGAGCAGUGGAUUGAAGCAUUUGGCCGGAAUGAUCUCAACAAGUUAGGGCGUUUGGCAUAUGCAGUGACAACGCCUGGUGUCGCUCCUACAACUGAACAAGUGACAGAGUUCAUGAAUCAUUUGCGUUUUGGUGUGGGCCCUACACUCAGUGAGAUAACAGCUGUGAAGCGUGUGUUGUUUGAAGCACAGACUUUGACCAUUGCAAGCCUACGUUCAACUGUGCACUCACCUGAUGAUGCCAGCACACGUAGGGUAGCACCUGCUGAGCGAUCUGCAAGAAUUGAAGCCCAGCGUCAGCGACUUCAAGGUUUGGAAUUGUCUGGGCCUAUGGAACCAAGUCAUUGGCUGUAUGAUCAGUUUUCGGCCAUGCUUGAGACUGGUGAGCUGAAAUACAUAUCUCCAGGCAAAUGCAUGACGCGUCAACAGGAACUUUCAGGUGACAAGCCGGACAAGCAGAUCAAGCUGGACGAGACGCGCAGCAGCUUGGUGGUAAAGGACAAACCACAUGAUCAAGAGACAGACAUCACCAGUGACCUCAGUCUGUUGCAAGCUAUGACACGUCGUGCAUUGGCCAUGGAUUUGGUGGGCAUGGCAUCUUUCAAUACAGUUAUGAAGUUUGUGAACCGAUUGUUUGCACUGUUGACCCAGUCACCUGCUCCUGGUUUUGGCCGUCCAGGGCAUGCGCAACUUUUGCGCGCUGACAGGCAGGCUUUCAUGAGGCUGGCAGAAACAGUGCCACCGCCUUACCAUAUCAAUGCAGCUGGAGUAUUACCACUUGAUUUAGCAUUUGACCAGUUGCACAAUGAUGUCACUGUGACAUAUCAUAUGCUGCCGGUGCCCUUGGGACGCCAACGUGAUGAUGAUAAGACUUCGAAUGCGGCCAGUACAAAGACUCCCCCAACCAAGAAAACGCUCAACAAGACUGGAGGUGCGAAUGUUACACAAAGUUUGGGUGAUGGCAUGACGGCAACAGAGGACAAAACUGACAAGGUUGCGGUUGAUGCCAAUGUACACUGGUCUUAUCAUGAUAUUGUCAUUCACAGAUGCAAAUGGUUUGGCAAGUACCUGCCAAUGGCUGCGGCUUUGAAAGAGAAGGAAGCUGCCAUCUUACAAGACAUGCCUGGCCCCAUGAGGUAUGAUCAACUCAUUACCUAUGCCUUCCAGGGUGAAAAGAGGGCGAAAUUGGCGCAUGACAGUGCGGGACCUUCAUCAGUGGUCUCUGGAUGGAGACCCAUCACACCCCAACACCGGGGAGCACAGAUGCCGGCCUCAGAACCAACGGUGGUCAUGGAGAGAUUUCGCAAAGAUUUGGGUGAAAUUCAGUUGUCAGUUUUGCAUUGGAAUUUCUCUGGGUCCCACGACCCUGCGCGUAUUGCAGCCAUGAGAGUCUUUCUUGGGCCGUGA